AGAAGCGAGGUGGCGGAGGGAUGCAGAAAACUGUCGAAGUAACACUGAGGUUCUCUGGCUCUCCAGAGGUCGGGUUUUACAUCGCCUCUACGAAUUGCAUUCAGAGGUGAAGACGUUUCUUACUGAUGCGAAGUCCGAUCUUGCACGGUACCUGGACGACCCCCUGUGGGUAGCACAGUUGUCAUACCUUGUAGAUAUUUUCGACAGGUUGAAUUUGUUGAACACAUCAAUGCAAGGGAGAGAUGCCAACAUCUUGCUUCUUUCAGACAAAGUCAGCGCAUUCGUUGGCAAGUUAGAUCUUUGGUGUGAUCGGCUGAUUAAUAAAAAUGUUGACAUACUUCCCACCUUCGCUGACAGUGUGCAUGAGACAGGGAUAAAUAUCUCUCCUUUGAUGAACAUAGUCGCUCAACAUGAAGGACUGAAAAAACAAUUCGCCAAUUAUUUCAGCGAGGAUUUCAGUUCAUUUGCUUGGGUCAGAGAUCCCUUCAUUUGCCCAGGAAAAGACCUUUCAGUUGACAUGGAGGAGCAGUUAGUCGAAUUAAAGAGUGACACCAGAUUGCGACACAUCUAUAGCUCUUGCUCUCUGUCUUAGUUUUGGUUGAGUGUGAUGACUGAAUAUCCUCAGUUGUCCGACGGCACCCUAAAAUUACUUCUUCCAUUCGCCUCAACUUAUCUGUGCGAUGCCGGGUUUUCAAAAUUGAUUGCCUUGAAAACCAAGUACCAAAAUCGGCUGCAGGUGGAGGAUGACGUCAGGCUUGUGCUGUCAAACACUGAACCGUGAAUUGUGCUUCUUUGAAAAGAAGCAAGCGCAGGUGACCCACUGAAUGAUUAAACAAUGUCAUCGUCCCGAUUUGCAUAAUUCGUAUUCGAAUGGAAUGCAAUAUGUUUUACAUGUAAAAUAGUAGGCCUGCACGUUAUUACAACCUAGUUCUCUUGUUUAAAGAAGCCUAGUUAUAGUGUUCAGAAACAUUUUUGAUAAUUUAAACACAUUUUCCAUACAUAAGUCAUAAAAGUUAUAAAAAUUAAAAAAGUAUAAAAGCAAAAAAAAAAAAAAAAACUAUCUAAAAAACAGAUUAUAUAGAUAGGUUAUAGAUCAGCCAAUCGCUGUGUGAAUAAUUAGUAAGCGCGUUGACAUCAUUCAUCAUUCAACGAGGUCAACCCUGCCCUUUCUCUUAGUUUAAGACUUCUCUCUAUUCCUUAGUAAAAGUUGGUCUCAGCAGCUUUGUGAAUAGGUUUUAAGAGAAAACUCUUAACCAAGAACUUUUACAGCCAUUUAGGAGAACUCUUAGUGGUAAGAUAAAAUGUUUUGUGAAUACGUAUGUAUUAGGGAUGGGAAGAUUAACCGAUAUGUAUCGAUACGCGGUCAUGCGCGUGCACGAUGCGAGUGCAUCGGUAGAGCAGCAGAGGAUGAAUGAAAUUUUGGAAGCAAAUCGAGAUGCAUCGGUUUUUGCGAGAUACAGCUUAUCCUUUUAAUACAGAAUGUAUUUAUUUAUUUAUUAACAAGUGUUGUCAACCUGUUUUUUGCGCAUAAUUUAAUCGACCUACAUAAAGUAGGCCUAAGCAACGGACUUGCGGAUGUGUGUACUACAACUCAAUGUAUCAGCUGCGCGGAUGAAGCCAGUGAUGCGCCCAAAGGUAGUUGUCAGGACGCGCGAGGAGUAAGCAAAAUAAACAUGUCGGACGCCGAGAUAAUUUAUCCUCCACUGAAUUUUAAAUCUAAAGUUUGGGAACACUAUGGAUUUUACAAGAAAGACGGACGACUUGACAAGACAGAUGCAAUUUGUAAAAUGUGCCGCGCAUCUGUAAAAUACACGGGCAGUACGACUAAUCUGAUAUCUCACUUGAAGCGGCGCCACGGUGUUGUUGUGGAUUCGGAAGCGUCUGCCAGUGCCCCUGCAUCCAGCUCUGACUCACCUGUAGCUACCAGCUCCAAAAGUGGUGAGAAAAGUAUUGAAAGUUUUUUCCAUGCCCCGCUUGCUAACAGUUCCGCGCGCUCUACGGCAAUAACUGAUGCCAUUGCAUUGUUCAUCUGCAAAGAUAUUCAGCCCUAUAGUGUCACGGAGAACGAAGGUUUUAAACACCUCCUCCAUGUCUUGGAGCCUCGUUAUAAGAUACCAAACCGAAAGCUAUUCUCCGAUAAACAGAUUCCUGCCCUGUACGACAAGGCCAGAAGAGAGAUAGAGGAGUCUCUGCACAAAGCCCAAAGAGUUGCUGUAACAGUGGACGGCUGGACAUCGUGCGCUACAGCAUCAUAUGUAACGGUCACAGCACACUACAUAGAUGACGGGUGGGUUCUCAAAAACCACGUUCUGCAGACCAGAGUGUUCAGCGAGGCUCACACAGGGAAUAAUCUAGCCGUUUUACUUCAGGAUGUUUGCCACGAGUGGAAGAUUGAAGAGAAGAGCCCUGCGUUAGUCACAGAUAACGCCAGAAACAUGAUCCUGGCUGGUGCUGGUGCCAAGAUGGACCCACAUGUGAGAUGCAUUGCCCACACGUUGAACUUAGCAUCUCAAAAAGCCUUUAAGGUGGACAGUGUCUCUGAGCUGGUGGUGAAAGUUAGGAAGCUUGUCUCUUUUUUCCACAAAAGCCCCAAGGCAACUGAAGUUCUGCGUGAAAUACAGACCCAGUUACACCUGCCCAACCACAAGCUCAUCCAUGUUUCCACCAGAUGGAACAGUACCCUCGACAUGUUGGAGCGUUUCUGGGAGCAGCAGCCUGCUGUGCUGAACACCCUGCUGUCCAGGAAGAUAAAGAGGCGUGAGGCUAUGGCCAGUUUGACAGAAGAUGACAUGGACACUGAUCCCAGAGAUCAUCAAAUUAAUGUCACCUCUGAAAGUGGCAACCACACUCCUCAGUGAGGAAAAAAAUCCCACCAUCUCCAUUAUAUCUCCAAUCCAAGCCAAACUGCAGAGACAAUUCCAACGAGAUGAGAGUGAUCUAGAGGUUAAUUCCCAUAUGAAAGACAGAUUCAGGCAGGACUUUGAUGGCCGUUAUACAUAUCUUGAAGGCACUCUCCACUGUGCCUCAGCACUUGACCCACGUUUUAAAGACCUGGCUUUUCUGGAUGACAGUGAUGCCAAGGAUAUGGUAUUCAUGAAGAUAACAACAGAGGUGGUACAGAUGAAUGGAGAGGUAAGAACAUUUAAAGUAAGAUCGUUAUUGCAGUUUAGAACUAAUAAUAUAUGAAUAUGCAUUAUUUUACAUGUUUAUGCAUUUUUAAGGAAGAGGCCAGUGACACAGCAAUGCCGAAUGAAGACCAGGCAACAGGCACAUUGGAAGAGGACCAGACAGCUGAAACAGAAUGCGACAAAAGCCCUUCAAAAGAGGACAAGACAGAUGAUGCCCCUCCAAAGAAAAAGACUGCCAUGGACCAGAUGUUUGGAGAUUUCCUGAGUGCAAGACCACCAGCAAAGACCAUCAGGGAGAAAGCUAAGGAUGAAAUCUUAAAAUAUAGAGAGAGGGACACUUUAGGUUUGGAUGGGGAUGUGUUGCAGUGGUGGAGACUGCAAGUAGAUCUUCCACUACUAUCAGCUUUGGCAAAGAGAUAUCUGUCCAUCCCAGCAACAAGCGUACCAGCUGAAAGAGUUUUCAGCACAGCUGGAGACAUAGUUACAGCUCAGCGUAGCUUGCUUCACCCUGAUCAUGUUGAUCAGUUGAUAUUUCUGAAGAAAAACCUUUAACAUGAAGGUGACUGACCAAUGUGCACUAUUCUAAAAGGCCACAAGGUGUCCUCCUGUUUUCUUUAAGGAAUUUUAUUUAAUUUUUAUUUAAUUUUAUUUUAUUAGCCUGUUGUUUACAGUGACAUUGAUGUUUCAAAGUAAAAGCAGCAUAACACUGCUAGUUGAUGACGUUAAGUUUUGAAUAUUCAGUGGCAAAAUAUAUCUUUAUAAAACUUAUUUUCAUAGUUGAAAAGUGAAAUCACAAUUCUUGUUGUGCAAUGGUAAGCCUUCUUUCUGUUGAAAGAGUGCAAAGAUUUUUUUUUUAGUAUAUAUUGCACUUAUACGUUCUGUUUAUCUUGGAAAUACUUAAAUAAUAUGUGCCAUGUGUUCUAAAAUGGCCCUCUACUGUAAACCGACACUCAGGCUCUGAGAGAAAAGCCAGUUUGUAAAAAAGUAUUGGUUUUACUUGCUUAAUAAAUAAUCAAACUAAUUCAAUGGCACCACAUCCUCUUUCACAUCACCACAUAAACUUGAUCUAAUUAGCUAGUGCUGAAUUAUCGCAUCGUAUCGUGAUAUGGGUGUGAAUCGUAUCGUAUUGCAUCGCAAAAUGCCACACAUGUAUCGUUAAUAUAUCGGAUCGGAUACUUUGUAUCGAGAUGCGUAUCGGAUCGGCAUUAUACCUUAGAUGCCCAACCCUAGUAUGUAUUAGGGCUGCAACAACUAUCUGAUAAAAUCAAUAAUGAAAAUCAUCAUCAAUACUCUUUAUCGAUUAGUCGGGUCUGCCCACCGUGCACAGAAAACUUCUGCCAGUCGCGU
Messenger RNA from Ctenopharyngodon idella (grass carp), 4475 nucleotides. RefSeq names its product E3 SUMO-protein ligase ZBED1-like. Bases 1674 to 2858 code for a protein of 394 amino acids. The transcript has 2 exons. NCBI's taxonomy places the organism in Eukaryota, Metazoa, Chordata, Actinopteri, Cypriniformes, Xenocyprididae. The record is from RefSeq and is a predicted model, not a curated record. Gene Ontology annotation, molecular function: DNA binding.